Molecule: messenger RNA, 1782 nt
Organism: Linum trigynum
Lineage: Eukaryota; Viridiplantae; Streptophyta; Magnoliopsida; Malpighiales; Linaceae
Source: the annotation of a GenBank genome assembly
AUGGAUCUCGACCGCAGCGAUGUCGUGGGUGAGAAAUUGAACGAUUCAAAUUAUUCUCUCUGGGCACUUCAGUUUAGCACCUACGCUGAGGGCAAGAGUUUGCUCGAUAUUCUCUUGGGCGAAACUGCGUGCCCUACUCAGCCUACUGCUACUUCGGAAAGUAUUGCUACUUGGCGUAGCAACAAUGCUAGGCUCAAAGGUUGGAUUCUUCGAUCAGUAGACCCUGUUGUUGCUCUUACUCUUCGAUCGUUUGCUACUGCGGCUGAGAUGUGGGCUCACCUGCGUGAUUCCUAUGCCCAGGUUCAUCCUUCUCGACAAUUUGAAGUGGAAUUUCAGCUCUCCUUACUUGCUCAAGGAGACAAAUCUAUUGCGGCCUACUAUCGUGCGGCAACAAAUUUGUGGAUCGAGGCUGACUUGAUGACUGCCUCUUCUCUUACUCAGCCGCUGUCCGCCGAGGUCAAAGCUGUACAAAAACGGCAGCGUAUGAUGCAAUUCCUGUCUAAGCUACGUCCCGAAUUCGAGCCAAUUCGUGCUACUCUACUCUCUCGGAACAUUGCUACUCUUGAAGCUACUCUUCCAGAGUUACAACGGGAAGAACGUCGUCUCACUACUCAAGCUCAGGUGGACAGUCACCUUCAUGAUGCUAACGCAGCCUUUGCUGCUUCGCCUGCCCGCCGCGGGUCUUCUCAUCCACCUCCUGGCGUUGGUACGCGACCUAGCUCAGGGUCCUCUACUCCUGCAUCUCGUCCUCAGUUUGUCUCUCCUACAGGUGAUGUUCGUUGCCACUACUGUCAAGAACCCGGCCAUAUUCAACCUCAUUGCCGUGUUCGUAACCUGUGCACCUACUGUAAGCGCACGGGUCAUAUUAUCCUCGACUGCCCUCGCUUGAAAAAUCGUCCUCCUCGCCCAUCUGGUUCUACGGGUCAUGCUUAUGUUGCUGCUCCUGGUGGUCCCGUUACUCGCCCUCCCCCUCAGGCCACUCCUGCUCCUCCUGCCGUCAUUCCCGGGGUCUCUUCUGAGACGUUGGAUGCUGCGCUUGCUCAAGCUCUCCAGCGUAUCCUUCCCACCGCAUUGAAUGUGGCCUUCCCUACUGCUCCGAACCAAGGUAACAAUAAAUGGCUUUUGGAUUCUGCCGCAUUCAAUCAUAUGACCUACCUUCGGCAAUUGUUCUCUCAUAUACGCCCAGUUGACAAGCUGUCUCUCCAAGUGGCCAAUGGCCAUCAUCUUCCGGUAUCUGGUGUUGGGACUUUUCAGGGGUCUCAGCUUACUUUGGAUAAUACUCUUUACGUUCCUAAGUUGGUGCCCAACUUGGUUAGUGUUGGUCAGUUGGCAGAACGUGGCUAUCGUAUCACAUUUGAUGGGCGUGGUUGUCUUGUGCAGGACCCGAUCACGGGGAUGACCUUGGGCCGCGGGAGUAACCAUGGUCGCCUGUACCAGCUUGAUCAGUUCACACCCACUGUUGCUUCCCCACCGCUGGCUGCUGCUACUACCGAGUCUAGGGAACAAGCAGGCCUCUUGAGUCCUUUGUCGAACUCUGUUUUUUCUGUUCAUGGUUCUGCUAAUAAUGUUUGGGAUUUAUGGCACUCUCGGUUGGGCCAUCUUCAUACUUUGAGAUUACGUGAGAUGUUUAAGAAUAAUUUACUUCCGGAUCAUUUGGAUGUGUCUUCUAUUCCUUCAUCUCGUUGUUUCAGUUGUGCGGCCGCCAAGAUGGUACAUCUUCCUUUUUCUUCGAGUACUACUUCCAUAACUGAUGCUUUUCACCUCGUUCAUAGUGACUUAUAG